UUCUCCUUCUCUGGUCCCGAUGGAUCGAUAGAUACGAGGUGUAUCUUUCUUGGGAGAGUCUUUAUCUCCUUUAGUGGCGACACACUCUUGAUGUGUUCUACUUCCUUGUGUCCACGUUGCUCAAGAGUGGAAAGGGAAUUAGAUGGUGUCACCAGCUCUUCUUUUUGUUCACUGUCCACCCCACCAAACCAGGUUAGCUCAAAGUUCAAAACCAAACAAAACACAACACUAUAGGUAAAUUGGGGGAGCAAGUGUUGGAUCUGGGCUGUUCCUUCCCUAUAUAAUUAGGUAUCUGGUUUUAUGUUCCCAUAUCAUCCUAUACUUCCUUUUGCAGAAUAAUCUGUUCCCUGGUAAUUGCUCAGCAUUUGUGUCCUGCUCGAUUACAAAAUUGCUGAAAGUAGGGACUGUUUGUCUUGGACUUUGUUGCCAGUGCCUGGUACAUAGUAUGUUCUCAAAUAUAACAUCCUUGAACAACACAAGUUUGAACUGCAUAGGCCCAUUUAUACUCAGAUUGUUUUUUGAUAUAGUAGAGUACUAUAAACGUAUUUUCUCAUAUAUUUUUUUAGCAUUUUUUCCUCUAGCUUUAUUGUAAGAAUACAGUAUAUAAUACAUGUUGCUAUAAUAAAAAUAUGUGCUAAUUGCUUAUAUUAUCAGAAAGCCUUCUGGUCAAUAGUAGGCUAUUCGUAAAGUUUUGGGGGAGUCAAAAGUUAUACACAGAGUAUCUCCUGUGUACAGCACCCCCCAAAACCUGGGUUGUUCAAGGGUCAACUGUAUUUGUUGUUAGAAUAAAUGAAUGAACUAAGGAAGCCUUGCAUCUUACAGAUUUAUUGCUAAACCACCAUGGAAAAUAAAAUCCUCAAAUUAGUUCCUAGUCUCUGUUUCUGACUCCUUCUGAGCUAAGGACCAGUGUUAGCCUGGGGGUUCCUACAUGCUGGCAGGCCUCAUCCUUACUCCAUAGUUGCCUCUCUUCACCGGCUGAAGACGCCGCCACGGUAGAGCCAGGAGUGCAACGUCCGGUGUAGGAGCCCACAGUUCCCUCUGCAUCUGUCCCGCCCAUGGAGCAUGGAGUCUGGGCCAUUUCCUCAGAUGAGCUUUCUCAAGAAAUUCUUAGCUGGCAGGAGCGUUAAACCUUCAGCGAAAUCACACUUUCUUCUUGUUGAGCAGAUUGAAAAGCCUCUGCAUGUCUGCUCUUAUGUGAAGUCAGGAAAUUGAAUUCCUCUAACUUGAGCUCCGGGAAGGUGGGUUUUUUGUCUAUUUUGUACGUUGUAAGAGCGCCAGCGCCUAGAAUCGUGCCUGGCACACCUUUGUUCAGAGUGAAUAAUGCUCAUGCCCUUCACACCCUGCUUAGAGAUGACAAAUCUUGGGCAGGACAGCACUUGUGCAGCCACUUCUAGGAAUUCAGAGUCUCAAAUUUAGCAUUUAGGGAGAUCAAAGUAAACCAACUUUGCAGCGCCACGCACAGGUGAGGUGUAAAACAUGUCGCUUGCCACGGGAUAGGCUUCGUUUGGAGGGGGGGAGCGCAUUUCUCCAGACACAAAUCAAAGGGUGUUUUUGCGUUGCGUGCCUUCCUAAGGCUUCUCAGCCUGAAGAACACACAGGCUGGGCACGACGCGAAGCCACGUGAGGGCAACGACAGGCUGCUAGUUUCACCAGGUCCCGCCUUCCUUCGUGCACUUCCGCCCCUCCCCGUUCCUACUCAGAGAGGCGGGCCGGCUUCUGUCUGGCCGGAAAGGGCCUGGCCUUAGGAGCCCAAACUUCCGGCACAGACUUGCCAGAGGUUCUAACGCGAGGCGCGCGAGGAGAAUGGAUGACGUCACGGAAAGCGGUGGGAGGGCUUGUGUUGGGCGAGAGCGGUAGGCCCGUUUCGCCGACUCGGAACCCAGAGGGUGAAGGGGUUUUCCAGUAUUGCGGCGGAGCCCACGGUCCUCGCCGUGUCCUCGGCAGCUCGCACGAAACUGGAAGGCAUUUCUGAGCCUGCGAACCUGCAGCGGAAGUGGAAGCAGAACGCCCUUCCUCAAGUGACUGGAGCUUACAGAUGCGGUCCAGGGCAGGGAACUGUGGCUAGGUAAGGAGGCCAUGCUUGAUGUUGCUUCCAGAUCCCAUGUCAACACCAAGUCCUCAGAUGCUGGUGGCAGCUGCUCAGCAGACCCUGGGCAUGGGAAAGAGACGGGGCCCACCCCGAGCCGUCUGCCUUCACCUAGCUGGAGAGGUGCUGGCUGUGGCCCGGGGACUGAAGCCAGCCCUGCUCUAUGAUUGCAGUUGUGCAGGGACAUCAGAGCUCCAGAGCUAUCUGGAGGAGUUGCAGGGCUUGGGCUUCCUGACCCAGGGACUUCACAUCCUUGAGAUUGGAGAAAACAGCCUGAUUGUCAGUCCUGAGCAUGUAUGUCAGCGCUUGGAGCAGGUACUGCUUGGUACCAUAGCCUUUGUGGAUGUUUCCAGCUCCCAACCUCACCCUUCUAUUUGCUCCCUGGACCAACUUCAGGAUUUGAAGGCCAUAAUGGUUGAGAUCAUCACACAUUUGCAAGGGCUGCAGAGGGACUUAUCCCUGGAAGUCUCCUGCAGCAGACUUCGUUCUUCAGACUGGAAUCUCUGUACUGUGUUUGGGAUCCUCCUGGGCUAUCCUGUUCCAUAUACCUUUCAUCUGAACCAGGGAGAUGGCAACUGCUUAGCCCUGACCCCGCUACGGGUUUUCACUGCCCGGAUCUCAUGGCUGCUCGGUCAGUUCCCAGUCUUGCUCUAUUCCUUUAGUGUCCCCGAGAGCUUGUUCCCAGCCCUGAGGGAGAUUAUAAACACUUGGGAGAAGGACCUUAGAACUCGAUGUAGGAGGCAGAAUGACUUUGCUGACUUGAGCAUCUCCUCCGAGAUAGUCACGUUGCCAGCUGUGGCUCUCUGACUUCAGCUCUUCUCUCAUGUAGAAGAUGCUCAGUAGAUGAUCAGCUCCGGGUUAGGGAUGGCAUCUCAAUGACCAAUUCUGAGCAUCUUGAGAAAAUUAGGGAAAAAUUCUGCAAACAGUUGUCCUCAUCUCAGUGGGCAUGGGAACAGGUGGUAGUGGUGUUGGUUGUACAUAGUUGCCAUUUCUAUAGUAGGGAGUCCUCGUGACUUAACUGAGAUGUCUGUUCAUUUUUCACUGGAUAGGGGAUAGAAGAAAGAUUGUGGAGACAGGCGGUGGAAGUCAAGUAGUCUGUUCUUGUGUGGUGGUUGUAAAUAUACCUGCCCCAGUGGGCAGUGUCUGCCAGAAAGUAGAGGACUAGGUAAGUUUUACUGCAUGUUUAUAUACCACCAACUGAAUCGGACUAGGGAGAGUAGACCAGGAUUCACUAAUGUCUUAUGAUUGUGUUGUGAUGUGUCUGUCAUUCAGGGGUAAACUAAGAGUUCAGAGGAACAGAAACUUGUUAGGUGAAGUUUAUUUUACAGUAGGUUAAAAAAAAUAAUAAAGUCAGAAAUCUCUGUGGGAAAACCCACACUCUAAAGUAUGUAAACAUUCUGAGUUUUUUGAGUUUCUUGCUUCAGAUUUUCACCCAGGCAGCUGUCCGAAGUGAUUCAGAUCAUCAGGCUCUCCUUGUUGGCCAGGAACACUGCCAGUGCUAUGGCAAUCAUUACCAUCAGCAUCGAGAGCCAUUGGCCACAUUGCCUCUGUGAGGAGGGAAGGGGCGAAAGAGAAAGAGGCCAUGGGUUGUUUGGAGAAGAUACAGACAAAAAUAAUCUUCCUUCUUCCCAUUCCAGCCCCGUGGGAAACCUUGGGUCAGUAGAGGAGAAAAAGCUUUUUAUAUCAUUAUUUCUCUCACUUGCUCACUUCCUUUGGGAUAAAGACCACUUUAAGGCUGGUUACUUGUCCCUAAGCCCAGGAUCACUGGCCUAGGGAACCAUACCCAGCAAGGGCCAGAUAACUUAAAUACUGGUUAGAGUAAUCAAGGAUGGAAAAUAACUUAGCAACACUAUAUUAUUCUCUAUUCAUAUUCCGUAGUACUUUUGCUCUCCUUACUCUUUUUUUUUUUUCUUCUCUCCUUACUCUUGCCACAAGCUCAUAAUAGGCUAAAAGAACACCAUUUCAUACUUUAGCUAAUAGUAGGCCUCUUCCUUUAGGCUCAAGAGUUCCAUGAAAAUUAGGCUUGGUUGCAUGAGCAAGUGUUUCCCGACAGUUGUUAUACUCAAGUAUAUAAACCAAGCUGAAUGGAAUGGGCUGGCCCAGCGUUGGCGCGGGUUGAUGAAUGAUCUGCAAGAUUUGACUGAAGGAGGACCUGUCCCACCAUCAUCCAGGGCGAUAUGGGAGGAUAGACCCUCUUACUCUGGGAAGCGGCCGUGGGCUCUGGUUCAGCUCUUCUCGACAGUGCUGCAGCUUACGCAGGCAGGAGAGAUACUCGUCGCUGAGGUUGUCUAACUCCAGAUGCAGUUCUCUGCACUGGGGGGAGAAUACCACCAACAUCAUCACUACCAGUUCCUUCUGGGAUAGAGCUCAGGUCGGGGAGAGGGCCCUAUGUGAGUUACCCCUUCAUUCAUUUGGAAUUUUUACCACCAUCCUCCCUUCCCAGCCUUUACUCAGAGAUUUCAGUUUAUCUUCGGGCUGCCUUACUUAGUUUGCCUGGAAUGUGUUCAUUUAAAUGAUUGAUUAUAAUGCAUAUGAUAAUACUAUAUAUUAUACAUGUUAGUGCUUUCAUGUGAUAGUGUAUGUGCAAGUGCUUUGUAAAUGCGGACACCAAAAAAUGAAGUUCUUAUAGCACAAAAGACCUGGGAAUGAUCUUAGUACUGGUGAAGAAGCACCUUCAACAGGACCUAGUUGAGUUGCAUGUGAAUACUCUGGGAAUAUGUAGGUUUCUAAGUAUGUAGAUGGAAAGAGUUUGUUACUUAAAAGACACUAUAUAAAGUUUUAAGAUAACUCUAUGUAGGACAAAGUUUGAGGAGUUAAUAUGUUUAUUAAGUGUGUUUUAGUUUAGGCUGACAUUAUAAAAGGUAACUAUUUAACAAAACCUUGCAUAAUGGUUGGUAUAAAUGAAGAAGGAAAAAGAUGGACAAGUUAGCCUGAAAGCAAAGUGAGUACCUGCUGGCAUCCAAUCACAAUUUAAACUUUGAAAUCUCUGCUUCCUGGCUGCCUCCCAGCAGUUUUCCCUACCAUUGUGGUAUGAGCCCCUCACUACCUUGAGGUCACGUUCUCACCUCCUUUUCCUUGGCCUGGAGCUGCAAAGUCUUCUUUUGCAGCUGGUCUCUGAAAUCCCGUUCUUUCUCCUUCCCUGUACCCUCAGGUUCCACUUCCUUAUGGGAGGGCUUUGGACUCCACACAGGCAAAGCCUGAUCUAAAAAAGCAGCCAGAUUCUCAGUGAUAGUGCGGUCCACGCCUCUGAGGAAGGGCCCUAUCACUGAGAGAAGUCUGGAGUGAGGGGAAGGGAGGGGAGAGAACAAGAGAGGUCCUGUCCCUGACUAGACUGCAUGGAGUAGAAUUUUCUGACUUUCUCCCAUUGGGACCCUGCUCAGCCUUGACACAGCUGGAAUUUGAGCCGCGUGAGGGCAAGGUUGACCUCUUACUUUUCUUUGUAUCCCCAGUCCCGUUUAAUGGCAGAUAUUUCUAAGAGAAUACUUACUAGUCCAAUUUCUUUUGUUGUACUUCUGGUAGGUUUGCUGGAUGCUUCAAUAGAACUAACCCCUUUCCCCUUCUGUCCUUAUUUCACAGUCAAUGAGAAUGGCUGUCAUAUCAUAGAAUUCACCUUCAUGUGGUUAAAAGUGGUUUCUGAGCCACGCAGAAGUCUUAGUGUUGGUGAAGAGGGCACUGAACUAGGAGUCAGAAAUUCUGGAUUGUUGUCUUAGCUGCGUCCUUAAUUUUUAUGACCAUAGAUUUUCAUUUUCUUGCUUGUGCUAUGUGGGUAUAAUACUUUCUGCCUUAUAUUUUAUGUGGUGAUUGUGAUGAGAAAACAAAAGACCACUUGGAGUGCAUACAUGAGGAACUUUUGCCCCCCACCCUCAGAUACAUGAUGCAUUCUUCUCAGGGAGUUAAGGCAGCAGACUCUUGAGGGCUAAGAGUGAGGUGACUGUUGCAUGCAGCAUGGUGUGGAGGUGUGGACUUGGGAUGUGAUUUGGAAAGUCAAAUGUAAAAAUUGACAUUAAAUCCUGAGUUCAAAAUCAGUUUAUUGAAAUGUUCAACACACACAUGUUUUCAGAGAGAGUAGAAAUUCUUUUCACAGUUUAUGUACCUCUCAGGAUAGGAGGCUAACUAGUUAAAGUGUUCUCAAAGCCAAUGAUCAGUCCUUAAAAAGCUCUGCUAGAUCCCUGACCUCACAGACUCCUAGAACUGCAUGGGACUCCAAGAGGUCAUGUAGUCCAUUCCUCUGCCUCUAGGCAGGCAAGGAAAGACCAGUAUCUUAGAAUUUGUGGAAGUAAAUUUGCUGACCUUUCUUUGUUAAGAGUUUCUCCUGUUCUUGAAGCUGUAAGGAUUGAUUCUGAAGCAGACCUGUGGGAAGACACAAGGAACUUGUCUGUAUAUUGACUGUAAACAAUGUUUUCAGAACUUUGCUACAAACCUUAAUUAUUCAAGAUGUUCCUAUCUGUUACUGGCUGAAUUGUGCUCCCCCAAAUUCAUAGGGGGAGAGUCCUGACUCCUAGUACCUCAGAAUGUGACCUUAUUUGGAGACAGGGUCUUUACAGAGAUAAUCAAGAAUUUUAGGACAUCAGAGUGGGCCCUAAUGUCUUAUGACUGGUGUCCUUGUAAGAAGGGGACAUUUCAACAGACAUCCAUAGAUAGAAGACAUAUGAAGAAACAUAGGGUGAAGAAGGCCAUCUACAAGCCAGGGAAAGUGGCCUGGAACAGAUCUAUCCUCAAAGCCCUCAGAAGGAACCAGCCCUGGCAACACCUUGACCUUGGACCUCUAGCCUCCAGAACAAAAUAAAUUUCUGUUUUUUAAGUCA
Herpailurus yagouaroundi (jaguarundi) is the source of this 6891-nucleotide messenger RNA. RefSeq names its product chromosome unknown C1orf74 homolog (gene CUNH1orf74). Bases 2084 to 2893 code for a protein of 269 amino acids. The record is from RefSeq and is a predicted model, not a curated record. NCBI's taxonomy places the organism in Eukaryota, Metazoa, Chordata, Mammalia, Carnivora, Felidae. The transcript is spliced from 2 exons.